Nannospalax galili (Upper Galilee mountains blind mole rat) is the source of this 484-nucleotide messenger RNA. Its product is annotated as membrane-spanning 4-domains subfamily A member 4A-like. Lineage: Eukaryota; Metazoa; Chordata; Mammalia; Rodentia; Spalacidae. The transcript is spliced from 4 exons. The record is from RefSeq and is a predicted model, not a curated record. The coding region runs from base 80 to 448 and encodes 122 amino acids.
CUCAAAAUACAUCACAGAAAGGGAGGCAGAAAGAAUCAACAACUGGACAUCCAGGAAAGACACAAACAGCAGACUGGCCAUGAACGUUCCCAUGAGUGAGAAUGUCCUCCAACCAGGACAGCUGAAUGGCUUGGUCCUGCCCUUUCAGCAGCAGAAGACAUUGCUGAUCUUCCUGAAGGGGCAGCCACAGGUCCUGGGGGUGGCUCAGAUUCUCAUUGGGCUGACGACACUGUGCCUGGCAGUCAUGGUGACUCUGAUUACUCAGGAUUUAUUUGACAAUUUAAUUCUGAUUAAAAUAGGAUACCACCCAUGGGAAUCUUUCUCUGGGAUUUUAGUUGGCCUGGCAAUGCUCUCUGGGCUGGAAGCCUCCAUUGCUUUAUCCCUGUCUUUAUUUGGGUGCAGAGCAGCCUGCUCCAUCAACAAGGCAAGUGUCUGGGCAAGUGGAUGAAUUUGCAGUGAAGGACAUCUGGUUACAAAUUCUUGA